Schistosoma margrebowiei is the source of this 943-nucleotide messenger RNA. NCBI's taxonomy places the organism in Eukaryota, Metazoa, Platyhelminthes, Trematoda, Strigeidida, Schistosomatidae. The record is from the annotation of a GenBank genome assembly.
UGAACAGGUUUCGUGAACUUGGCGUUCAGACGUGUACGCAACGUAUUAGAUGAGGUUUAUUUGUGGUGUCUCAGCAAUAUGCUUGUUGUUUUGUUAUUUAUCAACCAUUAAAGGGUUGAGGUUUAAGCUUAAAAACGGUGUAACAAAGUGUAUUCAAGAUGAGGCACACAAAGACGUUAUCGUACAUGGUGAGUAUGAGAUAACUGCUCCCCAUGAACACACAACCCAUAUCAAAGUCCGUGAUGUGAAAAAACAUAUACUGUAUCAGAGAGAUAAUAUAAAAAGCGGGAAAUUCGCAUUCACAACAGAAGACUUUGAUCUAUUUGAGGUGUGCUUCGAAAGUCAGCCAGAUAAUACUGACACGGAACAAGAAGUCUUUCUUAAUAUCAAACACGGUACCGAAGCCAAGGAUUUUGAUAAGAUGGCGAAAGCAGAGAAAUUACAACCAAUCGAAGUGCUACUGAAAAAACUAGAAAGUCUAGCCGAUGAAAUCGUGCAGGAUUUUGUUGUCAUGCAUUCGAAAAGUAGCAAAAUGCGAAACAUCAACGAAUCUACUCAUACAAGGGUUCUCUACUUCUCAAUCCUUUCAAUGGUAAUCCUCAUCGGCUUCGCAUGUUGGCAGGUACUAUAUUUAAGACGUUAUUUCAAGUCGAAGAAGCUGAUUGAGUAAUGUAAAUUGAUUUUUCAUCUUUUAAUAUCUGCAAAAAAAAUCCGUUUUAUUGUACAUGCCUUGCGUCUGGUUCGUUUCUGAAAUAAUAAACUCGUGUGGGAAAACUGUACAAAUCUAGUCUCACAUUGUUCAUCCUUUUGUAUUCGAAGUUGCUUGUCUGAACUGUCGUUUCAUAUGUGUAAGAUGUAUUUCCCUUUAGAUAAUAUAGCGGUAUGUGGCUUUAUAUGUAUUAUCUUUUUUUCGGUCAUUUUCUAAUAAAUGCUUUUAAAGUCC